CUUGAUCGCUCAGCGCUCACUGUCCAGUGCGAUCCACAAUCAUUAUCCAACCAUGCAGGCAGGACAGACUCCAGUGUUCGUCAUGAACACUGCACCGGAGAGGCAGUCAGGAAGGAAAGCCCAGAUCUCCAACAUCACUGCCGCAAAGACUAUUGCUGAUGUUAUUCGAACGUGUCUUGGCCCAAAAGCCAUGCUCAAGAUGAUCCUCGAUCCAAUGGGCGGCAUACUACUGACAAAUGACGGAAACGCGAUUCUCCGUGAAAUCGACGUCGCACACCCUGCAGCAAAGAACAUGAUCGAACUCAGUCGUACUCAAGACGAAGAAUGUGGUGAUGGUACAACCAGCGUUAUCAUCCUUGCGGGAGAAAUCCUUGCUCAAUCCCUCUCGCAGCUUGAACGCGACAUCCACCCUGUGGUUAUCAUCUCCGCCUACAACAAAGCUCUCAGGGAAGCUCUCGCGAUCGUAAAUCGCAUCUCCAUCCCCAUUGACACGUCAUCUGAUGAAGAGAUGCUUUCUCUCAUUAAAACUUCCAUCGGCACCAAAUUCGUGGCACGCUGGAGCGAUUUAAUGUGCCAUCUAGCGCUUCAAGCCGUACGCACCGUUGCCUCGGAUGACGCUGGACACAAGAGCGUUGACAUCAAGCGUUAUGCACGUGUCGAAAAAAUUCCAGGUGGGUCCAUUGAGGAGUCGAGAGUCCUCGAUGGUGUCCUUCUCAACAAAGACAUCACCCACCCAAACAUGCGCCGACGAAUCAAGAACCCACGUAUUAUUCUACUCGAUUGUCCCCUUGAGUACAAGAAGGGUGAGAGUCAGACCAACAUGGAAUUCUCCAAGGAGAGCGACUGGCAACGUGCACAGGAGAUCGAGGAGGAGCAGGUCAUUGCGCAGUGUAGACGUUUGCUCGAAUUCAAACCCGAUCUUAUCAUUACCGAGAAAGGCAUAUCGGAUACGGCACAAUAUGUUUUUGAGCGAGCGAACAUUUCGGCUAUUCGACGCGUCCGCAAAUCAGACAACAACCGUAUUGCCCUGGCCGUUGGUGCAACCAUCGUGAACCGCGUGGAAGACCUUCGCGACUCCGAUAUUGGCACGGAAUGUGGGCUAUUCAAUAUCGAGAAGAUGGGGGAUGAAUAUUUCACAUUCCUUACCGAGUGCAAAAACCCCAAAGCGUGCACCAUUCUCCUCCGCGGCCCCUCCAAGGACAUACUCAAUGAAAUCGAUCGUAAUCUUGCAGAUGCUCUCAGCGUUGCGCGCAAUGCAUACUUCAAUCCUCUCCUCGCGCCGGGAGGAGGUGCGACCGAGAUGGCGAUCAGCGUGGGGUUGCACGCUCAGGCACGCAGCGUUACUGGGGUUGAGGGAUGGCCAUUCAGAGCUGUUGCAGAUGCUUUGGAGGUGAUCCCACGAACUCUGGUGCAAAAUAGUGGCGGAAAUGCUAUCAGGAUACUGACAGAGCUCAGGGCUAAGCAUGCAAACGGAGAGCAUUCAUGGGGCGUGAAUGGAGAGACUGGAAAGAUAGUCGAUAUGAAAGAAUACGGCUUGUAUGAGAGUGCAAGCGUAAAGAUCCAAAUCCUGAAAACCGCAGUUGAGGCCGCUCGUAUGCUAUUGCGUGUCGACGACGUCGUACAAGCCACACGAAAAGAGCGCGAACAGCAAGGUCCCCCACCAGAGGAGAUGCAGGGCGAUUAAAAUUGAAGUAUAGAUGAAACGGAAAGCCGCAUUUUGUGCACGAUGACUUUAAGUGCGUUCAGAAUAUACUAAUUUACAUGUUUCGAAGUGUACCAUCUGCCAUGCUGUUUGCCAGCCAGAUCUUUUAACAAACACACGCUGUGCAGUGUGUGGCACAGAAAGAUGACUGUGUCCAACAUUAGCAUACGCCCUAGAUUGAGAGUUCUUUGUAGUAAUGUCGCUCGUUUAAGAACCAUCAUGAUCACA
Suillus fuscotomentosus is the source of this 1930-nucleotide messenger RNA. Its product is annotated as chaperonin Cpn60/TCP-1 family. Gene Ontology annotation, molecular function: ATP hydrolysis activity; ATP-dependent protein folding chaperone; ATP binding. The record is from RefSeq and is a predicted model, not a curated record. The transcript is spliced from 10 exons. Gene Ontology annotation, cellular component: chaperonin-containing T-complex. Bases 53 to 1684 code for a protein of 543 amino acids. Lineage: Eukaryota; Fungi; Basidiomycota; Agaricomycetes; Boletales; Suillaceae. Gene Ontology annotation, biological process: protein folding.